CGGCUUUAUUGCCUCGGAUUAUGAUCCCUGCGACUAUCUAAUUCGAGUCGCCACCGUCAAUUUCAGUCCGCAUAUAGAGAAGGAGGGGUAGGUCAAGGAUGGCGUCCUGGAUCCAGCGUCACGGUAGCUCGCACCAGUCUCAGCUGGCUGCUACCGCGGUGAUUUCCGGGGCUGCGGUUGCGGGUGCGAUCUUUGGCUACCAGGCGUUCAAGAGAAAGGAAGCGGUUCAGCGACUCAAGGCGUCCAUUCCGGACGUUAACGAUCAACAUUAUGCGGAGAAGCUUACAGAGUAUGGCGUCGCAGCUGCAGCACAGCUGAGCAAGGAAGAUGAGCGCAGUGCGGCUCUUGCUCGGAGGGCCCAGGAAGGAGACUACGAUGAUGAGCUCAUCCUCGAACAACUCGCCCGAAACCGUGUCUUCCUAUCCGAUGGGGGUCUCGCGAAACUCCGAUCGUCAUACAUAAUCGUGGUCGGGUGUGGAGGAGUCGGAUCGCAUGCCGUGGCAUCUCUUGCUCGCUCAGGCGUGUCCAAGAUCCGUCUGAUUGAUUUCGAUCAAGUCACAUUGUCGUCCUUGAACCGUCACGCUCUCGCGACGCUCGCUGACGUCGGAACGCCAAAGGUGCACUGCAUUCGCAAGAGACUGGAGCAGAUCACACCAUGGGUCAAGUUCGACUGCCGGAACGAACUGUUCGGAGGCUCGGUCGCCGAUGAACUCCUUGCGCCUUGGUCGUGGGAUGACAACGACAAAGGACGCAAACCCGACUAUGUGCUUGACUGCAUCGAUAAUAUCACCUCCAAGGUGGAGCUUCUUCACUACUGCCACUCGCACUCGAUUCCCGUGAUCUCGGCCAUGGGGGCGGGGUGCAAGUCAGACCCUACGCGUGUUACGGUCGGGGAUAUCUCACUCAGCACAGAUGAUCCACUGUCGCGGAGUACUCGUCGGCGCCUGAAGCUGUUGGGUGUGAACACAGGAAUCCCUGUCGUGUUCUCCACUGAGAAGCCUGGGCCCGGCAAGGCUACGCUCCUUCCCUUGGCUGACGCAGAGUUCAGUAAAGGACAGGUCGGUGAACUGAGCGUAUUACCCGACUUCCGGGCGCGGAUCCUCCCUGUGCUGGGCACAAUGCCGGCGGUGUUUGGCUACACCGUGGCCAAUCACGUCAUUUGCGAUAUUGCCGCCUAUCCGAUGGACUACAGCGUCGGCGGAAAGGGCCGCGACAAGUUGUAUGAUGGAGUCUUGGCGGCCCUCCAGGGAACGCUAGAGCGCUUGGCCAGAGCGGAGUACGGCCCCAGCCUUGUCGGGCUGCGUCUGCCCAUCAGCAAGGAUGAUGUUGGAUAUCUGCUCGAUGAAAUCUGGCGCGGCAAGAGUGUGGUCAGUGGCCUUCCCAGUCGAGUUAGUCUCGUGCCUUGGGAGCGCCCUGAGAGAGGCUUCAGUCCUGAUCCGGAGUGGAUGAAGGAGGGCCAAACGUUUGUUCCGCUGCAGUUGAAGGAUCUAGUCUGCAUGACCAAGGAUGAGGCCACCCGCCAUGAAAAGGAAGUUCUUCUUGGCGGCAAGAAGCUGGAAGAGGUAUACGAUGCGAAGACGAUUGAACUGGUGCAGAAGCGCCAACAAGAGAUGGAGUUUCACGAGCAAUAUCGGUAACGAGAGGAGAUGC
Aspergillus sclerotioniger CBS 115572 is the source of this 1650-nucleotide messenger RNA. Its product is annotated as tRNA threonylcarbamoyladenosine dehydratase. NCBI's taxonomy places the organism in Eukaryota, Fungi, Ascomycota, Eurotiomycetes, Eurotiales, Aspergillaceae. Gene Ontology annotation, cellular component: mitochondrial outer membrane. The transcript is spliced from 4 exons. Bases 99 to 1637 code for a protein of 512 amino acids. Gene Ontology annotation, molecular function: ubiquitin-like modifier activating enzyme activity; tRNA threonylcarbamoyladenosine dehydratase activity. Gene Ontology annotation, biological process: cyclic threonylcarbamoyladenosine biosynthetic process. The record is from RefSeq and is a predicted model, not a curated record.